Messenger RNA from Hevea brasiliensis (rubber tree), 2214 nucleotides. Its product is annotated as LIM domain-containing protein PLIM2b. NCBI's taxonomy places the organism in Eukaryota, Viridiplantae, Streptophyta, Magnoliopsida, Malpighiales, Euphorbiaceae. The transcript has 4 exons. The record is from RefSeq and is a predicted model, not a curated record. Gene Ontology annotation, molecular function: actin filament binding. Gene Ontology annotation, biological process: actin filament bundle assembly. Gene Ontology annotation, cellular component: actin cytoskeleton; plasma membrane. Bases 1424 to 1717 code for a protein of 97 amino acids.
CAUCUUUCGCAAUUUCAUGUAAAGGUGAAUUUAGACCUUGCAUCUGUUUAUUUUUACUAUUGCUGCACCAUAUUGCUUUUUAUAUGCACAAUGUGACAUAGUUUUCAUGCUGGGAUGGAAUUCACAAUGAUCUAAGAAAGAUGGGUUUCUUUUACCGAACUUAUAGUGUCGGCAACCUGCAUUAUAGAGCAACUUUCUAAUCAGCACAUGGCAUCGGUAUCACGUCCCACCAGCAGUAGUAAUGGGGAAGCAUUCUAACAAGUGGUUGUGAAAGUGAAUGAACUUUGUCUGCGCUUGCUAUAUGAGAGAGAAGCCACAGUCAUGAGGGUGACUGCAAUUUGGUAAGCAUGUAGCAAUUUCACUUGGCAAGACUACAUGCCUAUGUAGAAUCCUGCUAACAUGCGUGUCUUGUCAGUAUUAUGAAUUUAAGACUAAUUCCCCUAAUUAAAAUAAUAUCUUAUGAGCCUUCCUUUUUAUCGUAAUUAAAAAAGUCAAUUUUCAAAGAAUAAUUGAUGUUAUUUUCCUAUACACUUGUAGCUCUAUUUCAAAGAAUAAUUGAUGGAUGGUUGCAUAUGUUGCAUGGUUAGGGUGGGCUUGCAAGUGAGGUUGUGAUUGGGACCAUAUGAUCUUUGCUAAUGUAAUAAGCAUCAGCAAGGUGUUAAUUAAUUUUUCAAGUUGGAAAUUUUAUGCCCUCCCAACAACCGACUAAGCAAGUGAGGCUCUUGUGUUUUUGAUCUGGUAGGUCCUAAUUGCCAUUUACCUCUUUGUUGUCUUCAUUUUCUGGGUUUGCCUGUUUUUGUUCAGGCUUCCAUUCCUCUUUUUCUAUCUCUUGUAAUUUGGGUCCAAUCAAAGUAAGCUCUGAAUUCUGAGUCCAAUGUUUAACUAGUGUUCAGACUUGUGUUGGGCCUUGAGGGAAGGAUGAAUAUUCUGGUAUAAAAUAACAAAGUUUGCUGAUGAGAGAAGCUUCAGGGUAUUAUGAUUAAAAAUCCCAAAAGAAAAGAUCCAAGAAAAUUCAGGACCACGAAGCUGACAAGAUGCAUUACCAAACCACAAUUCACUCACCACCUGAGAAGAUAAUCUGAUUCAAAUUAACUACCACAAAAUAAAAGGAAAUUAUUCGUAGUUUAUCUACCCUCAAAAAAAUGAAGGCUGCGGUUUAUCCCUUUUAUCAGGACUAUGAACCCUAUUCUUAGAACACUGAUUUUGAUCUCCUGAACCCUUAAUCCCAUUUCCACCAUAUAUGUACAUAUAUAGACUGACCUUGUGCCAGCCUGCAAGUGUCAAUCAUAACACAAAGGCAACAACAACAAAAUUUUUAGAGUUCAUUCUUUCUCGACCUUGUGAGAUAGAGAAAUUGUACUGUGUUUGUUGUUGAAACAGAAAUAAUUAAUAAUCCCCUUUACAAGAAAAAAAAAGUAUAAGAAUGGUGUUCAGUGGAACGACAGAGAAAUGCAAGGCUUGCGAUAACACAUUUCAUUUCAUUGAAAUGGCAACAGCUGAUGGCAUCCCUUAUCAUAAGACUUGCUUCAAGUGCAAGCACUGCAAUGGACUUCUUGUGACCAGCAGCUAUUCCUCAAUGGAUAGAGUCCUGUACUGCAAACCACACUUUGAGCAACUGUUCAAAGAGACUGGCAAAUUAUACAAAGCAAAGGCUCCUAACAAAUUUUCCACCAUGUUCUCUGGCGCUCAAGACAAGUGCGCACGAUGUGAGUGUUGAGGGAGAAUCUUGUCACAAGACAUGCUUCGGGUGCUCUCAUGGGUGUUGUUAUCUUACACCCUCAUCCUAUGCUGCUCUAGAUGGCAUUCUUUAUUGCAAACCACUUUGCUUAGUUAUUUAAAGAGAAAGGCUCCUACAAUCAUAUAUAGGUGAAGAAAAAUGCAGCAGAUACACCAGACGAGAUGGAGAAACCUGAAGCAGAAGAAACCAAAGCAAUACCAGAAUCAGAACCAGAUUCUGAGGAAGUUCAUGAACGAAAGCAAUCAUAACCCACAAGAAUAUAAGCUCCAUGUCAACCAUGAACAUUUUUGUUUGUGUCCGGUAGGGGCAAGAUGAAAGAAUUGUUGAAGUUAUUUAAUUUAUUAUGGCUAGAAGUUUCAAAAUGAUAGUCAUGGUGAUUCAAAUGUAUUCCUGCACCAUGUAUUUGGAGGACCUAUUGUUUGAUUAUGAUUUUGCCUUCUUGAACUGAAAUGAGUGUAGCUCAUUUUAUUUUCCAA